AUGUCCCGGGAUGAGACAGUGUGUAAAUACUGUGGAGUCAGCUAUUUGAUACUUCAUGAAUUUAAGGUGAUGGAAGAAAAAGUAAAAGCAAUGGAAAAGGAAAUUAAAUUUUAUGAAGGAAGUAUAGAACGGGAGAAAGGACUUCAAGCAGAAUUGCAGUCUCUUUACCAAGACCUUGAACACUACCGAGCUGACAGUGAAUCAAAAACAGAAAGAAUAAAAACCCUAACGGUGGAACUUAAAACCAAGCAAGAUGAAUUUAAAAAAGUGAAAGAAGAUUUGCGGUAUUUCCAAGAGGAAAAGGAAGCUGCCUAUAAGCAAUCACAAGUGCUCAGAAGUGAACUAGACAGUAUUAAAGAAGUCAUUGCCAGUAACCUGGAGAACUGGGCCGCCAUGAAAGAAGAAAUUUUUCUACAAAUAAAAACUGUUAGCAAAGAAGCUUUGACAGAAAUACCCAAAUUGAAUCAAAGAUUAGCAAAAUCCCAGAGAGAGAAUGAAUGCCUCCAAGAAAAGGUAAAACAUCUGACGUUGGUGGCUGACACAGUUGAGCUGAAAACUCAACAGCUUCAAACUUCACUUCAGCAAGGGAAUGAGCUACAAAGUAGGUGCCGUGAACUACAAAAGGAAACAUUAGAUUUAACAAAUCAAGUAGAGACAAUUGGACUGAAGCUGCAGAAAGUAACAGCUGAGACGGACCACUACAAAAAGCUGUUAAUGGUGAAAUCAGCGGAACUUGAUGUCUGUCAGAAUGAACUGAAAAAAAUGAAAUACGAAAAUGGAAUUUCUGAAUCAAGACUUAUGAAAGAGCUCAAGGAAAAGGAGGAAUCUCUUCUAAUUUGCCAACAAGUAUGCAAACAUUUACAGGAAGAAGUGGCUGAGAAAGAAAGGAAAGAAGAAGAUCUAAAAAGAAGAACCGGUCGAUCAGAAAGUGAGCUGGAAGCACUUAAAGCUCUUCUUAGACAAACAGAGGAAGAGGUGGUGAUGUUGAAACAAGAAAGGGAGUUAAUGCUGAUUUCUCAUCAGAACAGAACAGAGCAGCUGCAGGAAACAUUAAGACAGAAGAUGCGGAAUGAAGAUAACUGGAGGGAGAAGAUGGAAAUUGAUCUGGCUAAAGGUGAAGCACGACACAAAGAAGCGAUUCUUAAAGUCAAGGAAGAAGCGAGGGUGGAACUAGACAUUGAAAGACAAAAACAGCAGGAAUUAAUCACAAAAUAUCAGAGAGAUCAUGAAGAGCUCCAGAAGAAGAUACCAGGAUUAAUAUCCAGUGCCACCAAUAGCUUAAGGAAGGAGACAGAAAUUCUUGAAAAGAAGCUACAAGAUGCCCAGGUCAAACUUGCAGAGAAAGAUGAAGAUAAGGAAAAAGAAAUUCAGAGCCUUAAAAGACUAAUUACUGAACUUGAAUUUCAGCUGACAAUGGAAAAGAACAAUAAUGAAUCAUUUCUGGAUAAUAUGAGGAAAGAAAUUAAACACAAGUCAGAUGAACUGGAAAAAUUAACCCAGGAGAGGACACAGCUGAUUCACAAUUUGAGUCAAGUUCAAGAGGAGAACACUCUUCUCCAGGAAACAGUGCGCAGAGAGUGUGAGGAACGCUAUGAGCUGACUGCAGCUUUGACUCAGGCCAGGGAACAAGUACUGGAACUAAAAAAGCUCAGUGGAAACUUCCCGUUAUCGCCGUGUUCCCUGACUCAGGGCAGCCUAACCUCCUCUGCUGCCCUGCUCGCUGAUUACGGACAGAAAAGCCGCGCGAGCCCCAGCGCUGGGAAGGAAAUCAAUCUCUCCAGACAGUUUGGUAUUUCAAGAGCUGCUAAGGCACCCACCUCCAGUAAGCGUAACAGCAGCGGCAGUGUGGGCUUGCCGGCUCUAACCCCACCGCAUCCUCCAAGAGGAAGGGCGGCUUCGCUGAAUGAGCCCAGGAGCAGGAUUGCUGCAGUUAUAAGACGACAACUGAGUCAGCUCUGA
Molecule: messenger RNA, 1959 nt
Organism: Haliaeetus leucocephalus (bald eagle)
Lineage: Eukaryota; Metazoa; Chordata; Aves; Accipitriformes; Accipitridae
Gene: LEKR1
Product: leucine, glutamate and lysine rich 1
Exons: 11
Coding region: 1-1959 (652 amino acids)
Source: RefSeq, a predicted model, not a curated record